Messenger RNA from Aureobasidium melanogenum CBS 110374, 1476 nucleotides. RefSeq names its product phosphoglycerate mutase-like protein. The record is from RefSeq and is a predicted model, not a curated record. The coding region runs from base 1 to 1476 and encodes 491 amino acids. Gene Ontology annotation, molecular function: phosphatase activity. Gene Ontology annotation, biological process: dephosphorylation. The transcript has 7 exons. Lineage: Eukaryota; Fungi; Ascomycota; Dothideomycetes; Dothideales; Saccotheciaceae.
AUGACUACCCUAGUACCUCGGGAGAAAUACACUGCUGAUGAGCUUGAAACUUUGUAUCCAAAGGAGCUGGCACUGCAGCAAGUCCAAGUCCUUCUCAGACAUGGCGAACGAUCUCCAGUCUCUGCCAGAUUUAAGAAUGCCGGUCUUUCGGCUAACUGGCCGUAUUGUAAUGCCGCACAGCAUCUUCGUAGUGUCAUCAUGUCAGCGAACGACUCAUGGGACGAGCUGGCUUAUAGACGAAGGCUCGAGACUUUCGAUACCAAGGAUGACUCUCCAACCCUGUCUCAAGGUCCUGGACGUGAAACUGAUGGAAUCUGCCUUCCUGGCGAAUUGACUGAUCAAGGCCGCGCCUCCACUUUAGCUUUGGGUCAACGCCUGCGUGGUUUGUACGUGGACCAGCUUGGUUUCAUGCCUGCUGUUCUUCAGGACGCAAACCAUAUGUACCUGCGGGCCACCCCUAUUCCGAGAGCUCUUGAGUCUGUUCAGCAGACCUUCUACGGACUGUAUCCUCCUUCAUCGAGAGCUGCUGGCUUCGUUCCGCCGACCAUCAUCCAACGUCAGCCUAGCCAUGAGACGCUCUUUCCUAACGAGGGAGCUUGUCGGCGUUUUGCUCAGCUAAGCCAGGCUUUUGCUCAAAGAACUUCGGAUCGCUGGAAUGACUCGCCAGACAUGGCAUAUCUCAACAAAAUGUUCGGGAAAUGGAUGCCUGAAGAUUCUCCCACGGUCAAGGUCGAUAGUCAUCCAAGAUUGAGCGGUAUCAUGGACACUGUCAAUUCGACUCUCGCUCACCCCCAGGAGACCCGCUUACCGAAGGAAUUUUAUGAUCCCAGGGGCAGAGCAAUUAUCGAUAAGAUCGGUGUUGAGGAGUGGUUCUCGGGCUACAAGGAGUCCCAAGAAUACCGCUCAGUAGGUAUCGGUGGACUCAUGGGCGAUAUUGUAGGUCGCAUGAUCGAAAAAACUAGAGCGCCAAGCAGCAGCAACAACGAUGUCCAAAUGGCUCUGUCUGGUUGCCACGAUACGACUCUAGCCGCAGUGCUAAGCAGUAUGGGAGCCUUUGAAGGCGAACCUUGGCCUCCAUACACUAGUCACAUCGCCAUCGAGUUGUUCAAGGAUCGCACGAGUCCUACGGGCGCCCAGCCUGCAAUCACGACUGGUAGUUGGUGGAGCUCCCUGUUCCCAGCCAAGAGCAUGUUGACCCCGGACGCCUCUCCCCGCACUCCUUUGUCGAAUCUCUCCGAAUCCGACAAGCAAAAGCUGAAUGGCUACUACGUACGCCUUCGCUACAAUGAUCGACCCAUGAAGGUUCCUGGGUGCAGACCAGUUGGAAAGCAUUAUGGAAAUGAUGAGAGCUUGUGUACGCUCGAGGCCUUCAAAGGAAUCGUGGACAAGUUUACUCCCAAGAAUUGGAAACAAGCUUGCGGAGCUCGUUUGGGAGAAAGUGCGUUCCCCGAAACUGUCGAGCCUGCAGGUGUGUAA